AGAAGGAGGAGGGGAUCUCAGACAGGUGCUUUAAGAGAACCCCUUUGACUCAUACUCUCUUCUCUAAUUAAGUUUAGGCUCUUUCUGUGCAUAUGUACGUGUGUGUGUGCAUGUGUGUUCUUGUGUAUCCAUGGGAAAGGUUUGCCUUUUCCAUUCCCUCACCCUUUGAUUAUCUUUUUGUUUUUUCAUUCAUCUUAAAGCCCAUUUAGUUUACACAGGCUUGAUCCAAUCUCUUCAAAGCAUCCAUUCACUGGUUUUAUCAAACUCAGUGCAAUAAAUUAUGACAUUUACAAAUACAAUGGUUCUGUUUUUUGCAGAAUUUUUGGAACCGAGAGUGAUAUAUUAAUAACAGUCUCCACUAAAAUUCUGUAUAAUAUUUGUAAUGAUAACAAUAAAACAUUUGUUGUGUAUGCAUGGAGCAAAAUGUUAUAGCACAUCCAGUUCAUUACCCACUCCUAAUGAGUGUAUACAAAAAAUACUAUGUUAAUUUUGCAGUAAUAUACACAGUAUUCAUUAUAUCAGAAGUAAACAGCACUGGACCAGGUCUGAUCAAAGAGGUCAAUGCUGUACCAAAGCUAAAAGUGUUUAUGUUGUGGCUGCAUGUAUGACUGAUCAGCAUAUUUGUUAAUGAAAGUGUUUUACCAAAAUAUUGUCAGAUAAAAAUGGAAAUAAAAGGAAAAUGAUAUGCUCACAGAGAAAAUCAGGUAUACCCACACAGCCUGCAUGUCAAGUGUAAAUAAACCUUCAUUAUUCUUUACUAUUUAACAUUAUUUAAAAUUUACAGACUCAUUCAACUGAAGUUUUUAGCUAAAGUCUAAAUUGCAGGAGAAUUAUUUUAAUUAUCUCUUAACAACAUUUUGUGGGAUUUACAGUGGCGUACAUGUUGCUAUAAAACAGUGGUAGUUCAGGCUUAGUGUGCAAAAAUAUGCCUGCAUUCGCCAGCUGGGAAGAUGGUCUUUAGCCUGAGUGGGAGUUGUUGGCUGAAAUGAAAGAAGAGCGAAAAGUAUUUUAAGGAUGAGACCGGUGUUAGUGAGAUCUUUUUCUAUUGUCACACACCACUACAUUUAGCUGUUUCCUUAAUGCCGUAGAUUGAUUUUCUGUCUGUUUCAAUCCAACAGGUGAAAUGUCAUUGGUCCAUUUUGAUUUAUAUGGAUACUUUCUGCAAAGGGUUUCGUUAUCGGUGCUCAGCAUCAUAUUGUUGGUUUAUUUUUUUUAUCAAAAAUGUGAUUUCAAUUCUACUUAAAUUUAUCAAGGUUGCUCUGUCAUGACCAUUUGGAUUUAAAUUUUAAAUUUCAAUGCCCACUAAUACCUAAACUGUCCCGAGACCAUCAAAAUAAUUUUAACACUUUUUAACUUAACACAAUAAUAUGUGCCCAUUUCUCCUACAACUGAAUGAAUGAAUUAACUCAGCAACCUAAAUGAAACCUUUGAUUAAAAUUCAUUUUUGUGGAGAAGUAUUGUCCAACAAAUUUAGUUUAUCCAUCCAAAUGUACACUGUGCAUUAGCCAGUUGAAUCAUGCCUGCCACCCACAAGCUAUUUUCCACCUGCAGCCCACCUACAUCAACAAUAGUGAACCAGAGCCCAAGAUAAACACAAAUACAAACAGAUACAACAGAGUGCACAAGGUGGACAUGCUUCUCAGAUUAGCGUUUAUCCUCCCCUGGUGAAACCUGUUGUGUUUACCUGGAGCACACUACAUCUGACACAUUAGGGACACCAUACUUAAACAAUAGUAAUGUUUUCCUCCACUCACUCGGAGACAAUGCAAGAUUUUGGUUUGGGGCUAAAUAGGGCAGGUAAAGCAGUGCCCCUCACCUCCAGGUCAAGCUGGGCAAUUCCAACUAAAAGCAUCCAAUUUACACCUAAAAGCUCCUGCAAGGCAAUUCACUGUGUCUGAGGUAUUAGUGCAUGUUUUUCCAAGUUGUUUUCUGAGCAUUGGUUGAAGUCCACAAAGCAGAAUAACUGGUUUGAGGUCAUUUGUGGCCAUUCUUCAUGCCAAACCAUAUUAUCGAUCAAAACUAAUCAGAUUCUUUGUUAUUUGUUUGAUUAGCAUUUUAAAUGUUCACUUUUCUUUCCCAUUGCUAACACAAUCCUGUAAUCAGGGAGAGGGACAGAGAGAUAGCAAGAGGAGAGGAUCGGGUUUCUUAGCCGCUCUGUACCCUAAUCCUGGAUUUGGAAGCGGAAUGAGAAGACAAACACGAGUAAUAACAGCAUUGACAUGGGAUUGGUAGGUGGGGUUGAGCAGCAUGAUAGGAAAUAGGGGGCCUCAUAGGUUGAGAGAGGGAUGGUUAGUUGUAGGUGGGUGGGAUAUAAAUACUUGCAGUAGACAAGAGCUGCAAAAUGAUGAGGGUAUGACAGACACUGGCUUACCUGCAUAUAUAAUAGAAAAGAGACAGGGAGAUACACUGUGGAGGCCUUAAUGAGAGACAUCUCUGUAGCUGAGAAACACCUUUGAGUAAAUCUACCAAUAACUUCAGCCUGAAGCUCAUAGCUAUUCAUCUUCGAGAGUCUUGGGUGAGGUUCGAGUCACACCAGAAUCUGUGAACAGCUCUGGCUGAAGUGCUGAGAAAAAAAAAAACUAACGUAGCGAAGUUUUCUGCCUGCAUAUCCCCAUCAGACUUAAGUGAGAAAUAUGCUUGACUGAACGAGAGAAAAAGAAAAGACAAGAAGGCGAUACAAGAAAACGAUAAAGUAAGACAAGACUUAACAACUUACAAGAAAGGAAGGCAAGAGGACAAGACCAGAACAGACAAAUGACAAGCAAAGCGACAAUGGGACACAAGAGUAAAUAAGGCAAUAGUGGGAAAGCAAAGAUAAGAAAUCCUUUAAGGGACCAUAUCAAACUUCAGGGACCAGUCGAGUGCGAGAGGCCAGAGAAGAAUGGCAUGUCAGGCCUUCAGCGCUGACUCUUUCACCCCACUGGCAGGAGAUUCAGCCCUGCCAAUCCUCAUGCACCACGCCUCAACCGGUGACUGCUUUCCGUCCACCUCCCAUGCUCACAGCAUGGUUUCUGCCGUAUCCUCUGGGUUGUCCCUGGGUCAGACCUCCAAGCGCUCCCACAUGCACCUGUCCACCUCCUCCCUUGGCAACGCUCUUGGCAAUAGCCCCCCAAACCUACAUUACCCAGUCACCCCCUGUCACUACAGCAACCAGCAGGCCACCUAUGGCAUGAUGGCAGCUCAGGAGAUGCUCUCUGCCAGUAUCUCUCAGAGUAGAAUCCUGCAAACCUGUGGCGUUCCUCACCCUAACAUGGUGAGCGGUGCAAACCCACUGCAAGCUUUCCCUCUCUCUACCCCAUCUAUCUCUCUCUCUCCAGGGUCGCUUACUCCUUGCUUGUACAAGUUUCCAGAUCAUGGUCUAAGUAGUGGCUCUUGUGCAUUAAGCCAUGGCUUUUCCUCGCUGCCCUCGGCCCUCCUCUCGACUGAUGAGGUCCCUGGGGGCCCCAGUGUCGGAGACAUAAAAGCUGACAGCCAAAGAAAGAGCAUGCGGGACCCUGAAGAAGUCCCUGCCAUGGACUCCCCACAGAUACAAGAGCUGGAGAUGUUUGCCAACGACUUCAAAAUACGAAGGAUUAAACUCGGUUACACCCAGACUAAUGUAGGUGAGGCUCUCGCUGCAGUGCACGGCUCGGAGUUCAGCCAGACUACUAUCUGCCGCUUUGAAAAUUUGCAGUUGAGCUUUAAGAACGCCUGCAAACUGAAGGCCAUUCUGUCAAAAUGGCUGGAUGAAGCUGAGCUGGCUGGUGCUUUGUACAAUGAUAAAAUAGGGAUGAAUGAGAGAAAAAGAAAAAGGAGAACAACUAUCAGCUUGGGAGCCAAGGAGGCCCUGGAACGUAGCUUUGUAGAGAAAAGUAAGCCAUCGUCUCAAGAAAUAGCCCGGAUAGCCAAAGGUCUGCAUCUGGAAAAGGAAGUGGUCAGGGUCUGGUUCUGCAACCGACGCCAAAGGGAGAAAAGGGUUAAAACGAGCCUCAACCUCAGCUCCUGUUUGAGCAAAAUCAAUCCAAACUGUGUAGCACAGAUGAGUAAAGCACAAAGACCAGUGACAUAAUUUAAUGUUCAGAGAGAGUCCGUUUAUUGAUAGCUGACGACAGACAGUGAAAAGGUGUCAUUUUUAAAUCACAUGUCUGUCGGAAAUCAUUCCAACAUGAAGUGGAAGAGUUUUACUCAACAGGGACCAGCAACACCUCAUCAAAAACCCUUCCACUCUGCAUUAAGCAGCUGCCGAUGCACCUCAAACUAUUUUACUGAUUUAACAUUCAGAUGGGAAUUUUUAUCCUGUGACAGUCGUCCUGAGGGGGGGAAGGACUCCAUCACAACUUUGCUAUUAAAACAAGUCACUAUCAGCAGCAGUGGGUUAAUUAGCACAAAAAGCCCCUAUAGCAGUUUUCUUAACCCUAUUUUAAUGUAUUAUUUUUCUUAUUUAUUGGAUUAAAAAUUUUAGAUCCAUGAAUGCCAGAAAAAUUCCAUUUUAAAAAAAUGUGUAAUUGUCAAAGCAGCCAGUUCAACAUUUUUUUUUUUUUAUGAUAAAAAGGUUUUAUUAACUGCAUAUGAUCUGCUGGUUUGAUGCUGCAGCUCCCAACCCUGACAUUUAAAUGUAUUGAAUCUUGGCUGUGCCAAAGUUGCUUUAUGAAUGUUGAAAGUACAGUAUAUUAACCACGCAGAUCAAAUAUAAUUUAAUCCACCAGCAUCAGAUUCCAGAUAAGUACUCAUAUAGAUCAGGCAUGUGCCUUCCUAAAACCAGAUGUUAGCAAUACUACUUUGUCCCUUUUUCUAUGCAAGCGAGAAGGGAUAUGUUGUUGCUUAAAUGAAGUAUUCUACAUUUAUGUCUGCAUUGAACAGCAGGACUCAGAGCUAUAGUUGUAUGUUUGUGAAUUUGUGAUUAGAGCUGAUACGUCUGUCUUCUUUGAAAUUAUGUCACUGUCUUUUGAUAAAUGUUUGAUUAUAUUUUAUUUUAACCGACACAGCCGUGGCAAAAACAGUAAUAUAUUUAAUAUUUCACAAUAACCUAUUUAUUUCCAAUUUAAUACAUUAUGUUGAUCUGCUUACUAGCUCUUUGAUUUAUGCCCUGAAGUCAGGGAUAUGUGAGGCUUUUUGACAUUUUUGUCAAAUGGAUCUGAGGUCCGCUAUUUCCCUCUUAUAAGACAGAUUUAAUUUUUCAUGUUUGUCAGUGUUAUGCUGUUUUGUGCUGUCUUGACAGAGUGUCAUACAAAAAAAGAACAUCAGCCAGUCACAACUCUGACCUGUUUUGGAUGACUGAUGUGAAUGAAACGUCUUGAGUAAAGUAAAGCAACAAGCUAACACACCUUGUCAGACAAAAUCAACUUACAGGUACCAUUGAUUGGUGUCUGGAAGAGCUAGGAAAUGAUUGGAUGAAUGAAAAUAUAUCUCAUGCAGAUUGAUACAAAGUGCCUCUAUUCAACUUGACUGAAAAGGUUAUAAUGCCAAAGACAUACCGGUUUACAGUAGUGCAAAAUUUUACUGUGUUAAAAAUGGUCCCUUUCAGUUCCCGGCCAUUGAAAGGUAAAUCAGUUCAGCUCGUAUUUGGCAACCAAUAAACUGUGUUUUAUGAACAACUACAUGUACCAUCUUUCAUUUAUGCUGGUGUUGUUACAUCACACUAUGAAUAAAGACAUUAGGAGGAAGUGUGGUUGGGUGUACAACAUGAACUGUACCACUUACUGUAUGUGGGUGUCAUUUGAGGUUCAUAAAUAAAGACUAAUUCUGAAACAAGCAGUUCCCACUGUCAUUCACACACAGCUGUCUAAACGGA
Monopterus albus (swamp eel) is the source of this 5770-nucleotide messenger RNA. RefSeq names its product POU class 1 homeobox 1 (gene pou1f1). Bases 2882 to 4048 code for a protein of 388 amino acids. The transcript has 7 exons. Gene Ontology annotation, biological process: regulation of transcription by RNA polymerase II. The record is from RefSeq and is a predicted model, not a curated record. Lineage: Eukaryota; Metazoa; Chordata; Actinopteri; Synbranchiformes; Synbranchidae. Gene Ontology annotation, molecular function: DNA-binding transcription factor activity, RNA polymerase II-specific; RNA polymerase II cis-regulatory region sequence-specific DNA binding.